Messenger RNA from Thelazia callipaeda (thelaziosis nematode), 2178 nucleotides. Lineage: Eukaryota; Metazoa; Nematoda; Chromadorea; Rhabditida; Thelaziidae. The record is from the annotation of a GenBank genome assembly.
AUGACGCUUAACCGGCUUCGCAUGGUGGGUUUACAAGUAUGUCGUUUAAGACUUGUUUACCCAUCAGUUUCUUCUGCGAUACUCCGGUCAAAUAGUUGCAGUGCUACAACUUCAAUUGAUGAUAAAUUGACCGCAGUACAUCCUGGAUUACAAAAAUUGUCUAAAAUGAAAGCUGAAGAUUUGCAUCAUAUCAAUCCUGGUCCUCCCAAUACUUAUGAUGAUGUGCCUAUUCCUUUCAAAAAAGUUGAAGAAGCAAAGAAGGAUUUCCAAUCUACUUUUAAUUUGUAUUUUUAUGGAUCUAUCGUGUUGUUUGCUAUAACUUCUUAUUGGAGAGAAAUAAUAUCAUCAAUAUGGGUUUUGUCGAUUGUACGACUUCAGGUAUUUGUCGUUGAAGACUUUUGGCCGUACGAUUCACGAAUGCCAGUGAAAUCAUACCGGGAACGACAUAAGAAUAAGAAGCCUCCUCAGUUUUCAGGUGACGGUGGUUCGAAUGAAGGUAGAAAUAUAGCUAGUGCAGCAGCAGCUGGAGGAGCGUUAGCUAUUGAUGGCAUCGAAAAGGUCAAGACAUCUGGUACAUUCGUCAUUGUAUUAACUGGCUGCAUGAUCUUAUUAGUAUUAUUCUUGUUGCCUAAUGUGUCCUGGACAGUCGAGUCAAGAGAUAAUCACGAUCCUCAGAAGGACGUAAGAGUUGAACCAUCUGGUUCCGUAUUCAAGAAGGGAGCAGUAUUUGCGGAUGAUGGAGGAUCUCUUGAAUCAGUAGGAAAGAGUGAAGUUGAAGCAGUUAAAGUGGCAGUGGACCCGAAUAAACUGCCAGAAGAAAUACCUUACCUUUUGAUAGGUUCUGGUACUGCUUCAUAUUAUGCGGCAUUGGCGAUCAGAGCUCGAGAUGCUAAUGCUAAGGUUUUGAUGAUAGGUGACGAGAAACAUCUUCCAUACAAUCGACCUGCUCUUUCCAAAGAAUUGUGGUGGUUUGGAGAUGAUGAAGUAGCAAAAACAUUGGAAUAUAGGGGUUAUAGUGGUAAGAAACGAGAUGUGUUUUAUGAGGCUCCGGGAUUUUUCUUAACUCCAAGUGAGCUUGAUUCAGCUGAGCACGGUGGUAUAUCACUAGUCAGUGGUCACCGAGUGGUUAAGCUUGAUUUAGAGAAGCAAACAGCGUAUCUGGAUGAUGGACGUUCGCUUAAAUAUCAAAAAUGUCUCAUUGCAACAGGAGGAAGACCUAAAUCAUUGCCAAUAAUUGAUAAAGCAGAGGAAGAAGUCAAGAAGAGAGUAAUGUUGUUUAGAACGAUUGAUGAUUUCCGUAAAUUAGAAGAAAUCGCUCGAAAUAGUAAGUCCAUAACAAUUAUUGGCGGUAGUUUAUUGGGUUCGGAGUUGGCAAAUUCGUUGAGUCUACGGUACGGAAAAAAGGGAUUGCAAAUUAAUCAAAUAUUUCGAGAAAAAGGCAAUGUUGCCGAAAUUUUACCAGAGCAUCUAAGUAAAUACGCAACAAGUGAACUUCGUAAAACUGGUAUUAGAGUUAUGCCUGAAAAAGAAAUCAAGCGCAUUGGAGUUGGUGAAAAUGGCAGUCUUCGUUUGCAGCUGGUAACAGGAGAAAUUAUCAAUACUGACUACAUAAUAACAGCAACAGGGAUAUCUCCAAAUACUGAUUUGGCAAACACAUGUGGAUUAGAAAUUGACCCGGUUAAUGGUGGUUACGUCGUUGAUGCAGAGCUACGUGCUCGAUCAAAUGUUUGGGUUGCGGGUGAUGCAAGCAGUUUUUAUGAUGUUAAACUUGGUCGAAGACGUGUGGAGCAUUCAGAACAUGCACAAAUAACUGGACGUCUUGCUGGUGAAAACAUGACUGGAGCGAGUAGGCCAUAUUGGCAUCAGUCUUCAUAUUAUUCAAUUCUUGCGCCAAAUAUACAUUUUGAAGCAGUUGGUAGAGUUGACUCAGAUUUAAGAACAGUGUCAGUUUUGGCAGCAGAUAAGAAAGGACAGUAUGAAAGUAGUAGAGGAGUUAUCUUCUACCUGGAGGAUAAUGUAAUCGUUGGUGUCUUAUUGCUCAAUGUACCUGGUCAAGGUAUUGAAAUUGCACGACGACUAAUUGCAGAUAGACGUGAGCAUAAAGAUCUUAAAGAAACUGCAAAAUUAUUCGAUUUACACAAACUUCAAGUGGAUAAGGACGAUAAGCUAUUGCCUUAA